ACUGCACGUUUAAACAGAAUCGGUUGAAACCAGCGACUCGUGGGGGCAGCGAUAUUUUUGUAAAUUGUCUUAGAAAGAUUGCAAUCUGUCAUUAUUGGAAUAUAACGCUUCCCUACCAAAAACAUGUCAAAGCAAAUAUACUACUCGGAUAAAUACACCGACGAGCAUUAUGAAUACAGGCAUGUCGUAUUACCCCGAGAACUGGCGAAGCAAGUCCCCAAAUCACAUUUGAUGUCAGAGGAUGAGUGGCGGAGACUUGGGGUGCAGCAGUCACUAGGUUGGGUACACUAUAUGAUCCACGAACCAGAACCUCAUAUACUCUUAUUUCGAAGACCUCUUCCAAAGAUGUGAUGGCGUACCAAGAAGUGCUGCUCCUGGAACAGCUGUGCGCUUAAUACUGGUAUUCAGUGAAUACUUGCACACCAUCAACUUAAUGCCUCCUGUGCACACGCUGUGUUAUCUCAGCAAAAAAGCUCAGUUGGAUCACAAGUUGACAGUUGCAUUGCUGUAGCAUGGACAUUUAGGUCCAGAGGAAUUGCUAUUGUAUUACCAAUGUGCCCAUAAUCUGUUGAUCAUGUGUCAAAUAAAUAUGUUUAUAUAAUCAGGGAUGUUAAUCUUGAUGUUACUAUUGGUACAAUUUUGCUGUUGGUAAAUUUGCCAUCCAGUGAAACAUCAAGAAACUCUGGCUUAUAAAAAUAUGAAAACCUCUACUAUUGUAAAUUAUUUGGAGUAACUUCUGUUUUAUAUACAAGGCAUCAUAAGUGUAUCCUCGUUUUAAAGAUGGUGCAUGUGGCAGUGCCUCAUCUGGAUUUGUAAACUGAUUUAGGUGUCUAACCUCCAAGUACACUUGUCAGAACCACUGUGCCUACACAAGAACAACAGCUUUUUUCUUCUGUGCCUGAUGAGUGUUGUCUGUGUGUCAGUAGCAUCGUUAUUGUCUAUAUUUGUGUUGAUAAAAUAUAGUGGCAAACAUGGUGUGUGUGGAUAUCAGUUAAAUGCAUAAUUUUCAAUUUUUUUUCUUUAGUCUUCUUAAUUGUACCUGUUCACAGAAAUGUAGUCUUGGGCACCACUGUAUCACAGCUUUUGAAAUUGAAAUACUUUUUUUGUGCAUGAUCUGAUGGUAUUGUUUUACCUUCCUGGGUACACCCAGGUUUGAUUAGAAAUGUGUCCAUUAGGCCAUUCUCAUAUGGAGCACUCAAAGUAAUGAUGGGAAGGUUGUCGUCUAUCUUCUGUGGUUUGAAUGUUAUGACUUGAAAAUAAACCCUUCUUUUUUAUAUA
This is a messenger RNA of Alosa alosa (allis shad), 1278 nucleotides long. RefSeq names its product Cyclin-dependent kinases regulatory subunit 2-like. The coding region runs from base 124 to 351 and encodes 75 amino acids. The record is from RefSeq and is a predicted model, not a curated record. NCBI's taxonomy places the organism in Eukaryota, Metazoa, Chordata, Actinopteri, Clupeiformes, Clupeidae. Gene Ontology annotation, biological process: regulation of mitotic cell cycle. The transcript has 3 exons. Gene Ontology annotation, molecular function: ubiquitin binding; histone binding; protein kinase binding. Gene Ontology annotation, cellular component: cyclin-dependent protein kinase holoenzyme complex; SCF ubiquitin ligase complex.